Messenger RNA from Pieris brassicae (large cabbage white), 2463 nucleotides. Its product is annotated as serine/arginine repetitive matrix protein 1. The record is from RefSeq and is a predicted model, not a curated record. The coding region runs from base 487 to 1995 and encodes 502 amino acids. The transcript is spliced from 14 exons. Lineage: Eukaryota; Metazoa; Arthropoda; Insecta; Lepidoptera; Pieridae.
UGGCCGAUGCUUCGAGAAAGGAGUGUCGUGAGUUUUACUGAGUGACCAUCGGCUUAUCAUCAUUGAACAUCUGUGAAAGUUUUGGUGUUUUACUGGUUCGUAACUUUGUAUUGUGAUAGUUUAAGGUGGAUUUAGAUUUGUCUACGCCAGGAUUACAUAGCACUAUGGAUGCCACAAGGGAUACCCAGGAGGUGAUUCGUCAUCGUUUGGCCUAUAUCGCGAGGCCGCCGUCGCGUAGGCCCGAAGGUUGCAUGUUCACCUGGCGUGGCCAAUAUCCGUACGCGCGAUUGUUCCGCGGAAAUCACGAUUCCGUCGCGUCGCGUUGUCGUGUUUCUAAGUAUGUCGAUUGGGUUGCAGCGGCGGGGUUGGCGUUCGCGUUUCGCCGUGUUACGCCGCUGCACGAGCCCUGGGGCUUUGCCCCUCCGCGUCAAGCCGCGCACGCGUUAGGAGCCCUAGCUCCAGUUAGAAAAGUCGGAGUACCCUAGAAUGUCGUCCCGACGUAACGGAUCGGUGUCCCGCGCUGCGGAAGCCGCUUCUAAGAACAGACUACAUAUGGACAGGAAUCCACAGCAUGCUAAGAUCACUGAUCCAUCAAAUCCUGCUGGUCGCCGCAAGGAGAUUGACAAUGUCAUGAAGAGAGCCAGACAGGCCUCACCUGGCAGCUGGGAUAGAAAACUGUUGCAGGUGGAGGAGAAGGAUCCUAACAGAUGGCGACACACUGGAUACAAGCAGCUGUAUCUCGAAGGAGGUGGUUCGCCCAGAUCUCCGAGACGUUCUAGAUCGCCAGUCGGCCGUCGAUCACGUUCGCCCGUAACGCGCCGGUCAAGGUCACCGGUACGUCGCUCGCCUAUCCGCAGAUCACGGUCACCCAUUCGUCGGUCACGGUCGCCUGUACGCCGGUCGCCGCGGAAAUCGCGCUCACGGUCAAUACGCCGAAGCCCUAGGCGGUCUCCGCGUAGAAGUCCCGUUAGACGCAGCAGCCCAGUGCGAAGUCCCCGUCGACGGAGCCCCAUCCCAGCCAGGCCCAAGCGGGCUAGACCUCCACCCCCGCCCAGGAAUAGGCCGCCCAGCCCACCUGACCCUAGAAAGGUAUUAACUUCAUCUUCGGGGUCAUCAGCGAGCAGUUGCUCUGACGAAUCCUGUUCUGUCUGUUCGGCCAAGAACAAGAAGACCGCUCCACCAAAACCACCACCAGGUGUAAAGCCUCCAGUUCUACCGUCACCAUCGAAGCGUCCGUCUGGUUCCAGUGGGGCAGUGGUUCUACCAACUCGAGAACUUCUCAAAGCCAGGGAAGCCAGUAAGCGUACUCGAGAGGAAAAGGUGUUGGAAUGGCAACGCUCCCAGCUGGCAGUGCGUCCCACCCCGCCUAUACCCCCGGCCCAAAUAAAAAGGGAGGGCGAGAGACGUCGAGAGAGGCCGGACAGACCCGAGCGCGGGGUCUCGCCGGCAGCCAUUGCCGCCGCUCUGGCUGACAGCGAUUCUGACUCCGAAAGUGAUGCAAGUGCUUCCCCUCCACCACAGAGGCUUACACUAUCCGAGCGUUUCGGCAAGAUGGCGCAGUGGUCCGCUGCGAGAUCAGCUCGAGUGGAAAACAUGAAUAUGAGAAUAACGAGACGCGAAGCGGGUCUCGAUGUCCACAUCGACCCGGCCCCGAGAGACGCCAGACCCAGGUCCUUGAGUCCCGGGGAAAGGCCUGAUGAUGAUCUACCUGGUUUGGAACCAGCUCCCAUUGGGAGUUACCCAGAAGAGUUGUUGGCUGUCGCUCCUGGUGGUCUACCCUCGUGGGAUGACGUCAGAGUCAGAUAUGACUACUACAAGAGGCGAGGAUACCUCAGAGGUCUAUCACUUGGUGAUUACGUGAAAUGGGAGGAGUGGUGGUACAAAUACCAGGAGUGGUUGAAGCGCGAAAGGGCGUAUGAGCGCUGGGCUGAUGGGGAAGCCAUGCCGGUGCGUCGCGACAGGCGUCGUCGCGGAGGCCGGCACCGUCGAAGCUGAGGGCGCGCCGCCCCCGCGGCCGUCCUGUGCGUGGACUUGGCUGCGGGGGCCGCACUCCGCUAAGGGUGCGACCGCCUCCACCGGACCGACCUGCAGAUACACUUGGCAGGGAGAAAAAUCUAAAAUUGUGUUAGUGUAUAGUGUAGUGUCAAGUGAAGUGUAUGGAUAGUGUACAAACGGUUAACGGUGGUAAUUAGACAAUUGUGAUUAUGGUGAUAGUCGUUGAUUCUAGUUGAUUUUAGAUAGUAUCAUUAAUGAUUUGAAUUAAAAUUAUUUGCCAAUUAUAGUUUAAUACUUCACUUAAUACAUUAUUUACUAUCUACAAUCAACUACUAGAAAAGGAAUAUUUAUUCAUAAAGGGCUGUUCAAGUACUAUGUAGGCAGAUUUACUACACUUUAUAUAACACAUAUACACACACACAUACACACACGUAUAUAUACACACAUAUACACACACAUAUACACACA